AUGUCUGCGGAAGCUCUCCCUAUCACCCGGUCAGCGUUCGCCGAAGCCAUCACAGAGCUCCCGCUCUCCUCACUCUACGCCAAAGUCUCCGAACUGCGCAACUCCAUCGCCCACCUGACCCUGUCCAACGAGGAAAUCAGAAGAUACAUUAUAGAAUCAGAAGAGGGCCCCGAUUCGCAGGAUAACAAGCUGCUGGAGAGCUAUGUUGUUGAGAACGAGGAGGUCAUGCAAGCCAUGGCCGAGCGGAUUGGGCUGUUGAAGGCUGAGGUGGAAGGGCGGGGUCAGCAGUGGAUGGAUGAGGUUCUGACAGAUGGUGAAAACAACAACGACAAUGCUGCUGAAGAAUCAGCUCAACUAACGAACGGCUAUGUUGAUCAUGAGCACGUCAACGGAAUUGCAACUCCCUCAAACCAGCAAAACGACGGCGACGAUGACGAAGAACAUCCUGAUAAUGAUGAAAAUAACGAAGGCAUUUACCUGUAA
This is a messenger RNA of Talaromyces atroroseus, 483 nucleotides long. RefSeq lists its product as hypothetical. Gene Ontology annotation, biological process: proteasome regulatory particle assembly. The record is from RefSeq and is a predicted model, not a curated record. Lineage: Eukaryota; Fungi; Ascomycota; Eurotiomycetes; Eurotiales; Trichocomaceae. Bases 1 to 483 code for a protein of 160 amino acids. Gene Ontology annotation, molecular function: protein-macromolecule adaptor activity. The transcript has a single exon.